ACAAACAAAUUUCGGUGUAAUUAUUUUAUAUUGUAUACUUCAAUAAUUUCAAAUUCAUUUUGUAUACGAUAACGUGACAAUAACGUACUAACGAGUGUAUACUACUAUAACAUUUGAAAAAUUUGUUAUAUGUAAUAUUCUUAAAUUUAAUAACAGCAGAAUGUGUGAUUAUUGUUCUUGGAUAGAACAAAUCUUAGCAAGAAUAAAUGUUGAAUCAAAACUAUUGCAAGAAAGGAUACCACCACCGCGCGUUGAUCCUACCGUUAUAGUUCACGGAGGUGCAGGAAGAAUACCGAAAAUGAAACGAACAUUUAUGCUCGAAGAGGUAAAAAGUGCUGCUUUAGAGGCAUAUAAAACUCUCAUAGAAGGAUAUACAGCUGUUGAUGCAGUUGAUACAGCAAUUUCACGCAUGGAGAACACAUUGUAUUUAAAUUACAUGGAGGAAGCAUAUACACAUACUAACGACGAAAUUAUUAUGGAUGCAGCUAUAAUGACUAACAAUCUUGAUGCUGGUUGUGUAGGUGUUGUUUGCGGUAUUGAACACCCUAUCAAGUUAGAGGACCUUUUCGGACCAGAGAUUGAAAAAAUGAAGAUAAAUUAUGUUCAGUUUCCUGUCAAACUUCAUUACUUCUUUUUUAUGGCAGCUAUGGGUCCCAUACUCCCUUUUUUACCGGUAUAUGGUAAACAACUUGGAGUUUCUCCGAUGGUGAUGGGUAGUGUUACCGCGGUACUUCCAAUAUUAUUUCUUAUUGCUAAACCGCUCUUUGGAUUUAUAGUGGAUCAUUUUUAUAAAUGGAGAAAAUCCAUUUUUGUAACUUUAUUAACGGUAACAAGUGGUUGUUACAUAUGUCUAUAUUUUGUACCCCCAAUACCCACAAAUUUAAAACAAACUUCAUCAAAUUACACUUUCAAAGAUAUAUCAUGUUCGUCGUUUUUUGACUGCAAUAUUUAUGAUCCAGUAACAUCGAAUUGUAUAAAAAAGCAAAAUGUAACGUGCCGUUGGAUAUGCGACAAUGAAAACAAUUCAUCUUUUUUACGAAUGAAUGAAGAAGAAUCAUUGAGCGCAUUUUGUAUGAUCGAUGAAACUAAAGUUUCUAAUUGUUCAAUAAAUAUUAAUAAUUGUAUCACGUCGAACAUAGUUUUGGAAGAUACAUAUAAUUUGUAUAUAUCUAUGACAUUCUGGAGUUUUAUACUUUUAAUGUCGCUUGGUAAUAUAGGUUUCAACAUUUCGAAUUGUAUUAGCGAUGCAAUUUGUUUCGAUGUAUUAGGAGAAGGCGGUCAAAUGGGAUAUGGCAGACAACGUGUAUGGGGUACCAUAGGUUUUGGUAUUUCUGCCUUUUUAGCUGGUUAUGCCGUAGAUUUAUGGUCUCAGGGAAAUAUUAUUAAAACAUAUACGCCUGCUUUUAUACUCAUUUUUAUUUUUACUUCUAUUGACUUGCUGUGUUGCAAGAAAUUGCAGUUACCUAUUAUGUCAGGAUCUUCGACCAUUAUGAAAGACGUUUAUAGCCUGUUGAAAUUGAAGCCAAUAUUUAUAUUUUUAUGCUUUGCUACUCUCAGCGGUAUUUUUGAUAGCUUCUUGAUUUAUUUUUUGUUUUGGUACUUAGAGGAUCUUUCUAAAGCUACAGGGCAUAUGGAUAAAAUUAAAUUAAUAGAAGGACUGAUAGUCGCGGCUGAAACGUUAGGCGGCGAAGUAAUAUUCUUUUCCUUAUCUGGUAAAAUUUUGAAAAAAAUUGGAUAUGGAUACAGUUUUGCGUUUUGCUUACUGUGUUACUCUAUAAGACUUACAUUAAUAUCUUUGGCAUCAACACCAUGGUGGGUCGUACUUAUCGAACUCUUUAUGCAAGGUCCAACUUAUGCUCUUUGUUAUACAACUAUAGUUGCAUAUGCAAGCGCGGUAUCUCCACCAGGAACAUCUGCUACAGUUCAAGGAAUUGUUGCUGGAAUGGACGAUGGUUUAGGUUACGCGAUUGGUAGUUUAAUCGGUGGAAUUUUGUACAAAGAAGUGGGAGGUGUGCUUACUUUGCGAAUUUUUGCUACAGUAGCCGUGUUCUCUUCGUUGAUCUAUGUAAUUUUACAUAUUACUUAUCUAAAACACACAACGCCAGAUACUCGACGAAACGUUGAAUGGAAGUCACCGGAAGAGGCGAAUAUAGAAUGUACUGUUGCCGAGAAAUAAUAUCAUAAACGAAAUAUAGACAAAGGUAUAUCAAGAUAUAUUAAUAAUAAUCGAUUAUUCUUCGCAAUAAAAUAAAGAAUAGAAAAAUGUAUUAUUUUAAAAUAUUUUUUUAAAGAAGAUGACGCGUUUAU
Molecule: messenger RNA, 2307 nt
Organism: Polistes canadensis
Lineage: Eukaryota; Metazoa; Arthropoda; Insecta; Hymenoptera; Vespidae
Product: major facilitator superfamily domain-containing protein 6
Exons: 11
Coding region: 161-2176 (671 amino acids)
Cellular component (GO): membrane
Molecular function (GO): hydrolase activity; transmembrane transporter activity
Source: RefSeq, a predicted model, not a curated record